CGAAAGUUCAAUUUCGCAUGGCGGUCGUGCAAUAAGACACUGAUAUUUUGUUGGUGAUAAUUUCAAUCAUCUCGUUGUGAUUCCUUAUGGAAGGACUAAUUCUAAUGCUUUUAUUUCUUUGUGGACGUGCGUUAUUCAUACCUUAACGAUUGAUGAUGCUGUAGUGAUAUUAUUUGUUGUAUUUGUGUGAACUGCAUAGUUUUUCUCAAAAAUGGGAAAAUGUGACGAAGCCAAUGUUGAAGUUAGUAUGGGGGACUCGGCGUCCCCCAUGAAACCUGAUAAUUUUACGUUCAGCGUGCCCCCGGAGGCGCCCGUGUUCGAGCCGACGCCUGAAGAGUUCCUGGAUCCUCUGGCGUACAUCAGCAAAAUAAGGCCAAUUGCAGAGAAGUCUGGAAUAUGCAAAAUCAAACCCCCUGCGCACUGGCAACCCCCGUUCGCCGUGGACGUCGAUCGUCUGCGGUUCACACCGCGGAUACAACGGUUAAAUGAAUUAGAGGCUAUAACGAGGGUGAAGCUAAACUUCCUGGACCAGAUAAUCAAGUUCUGGGAGCUUCAGGGCUCCGUCCUCAAGAUCCCCACAGUUGAGAGGAAGCCGCUUGAUCUCUACGCUUUGCACAAAAUUGUUAAAGAAGCCGGCGGCUUCGACGCAUGCUCGGCGGAGCGAAAAUGGACCAAAAUCGCACGGCGGAUGGGCCACCCACAAGGAAAGGGCAUUGGCUCCAUACUCAAGAACCACUAUGAACGCAUACUGUACCCUUACGACGUGUUCAAGAGCAGUGGUGCUGUGGACAAUAAGGAAACGAAAAUCGAAGUAAAAGGCGAUCAGACCCCAGAAAAGGCGAACACAACGCGAAGCCGCUCUAACUCAAAAUGCCCGGCCGCGACCCCGUCGCCCGCGCGCCGCUUCAAGAGCAGCGAGCCCGAGCCCGCGGCGGAGGGCAGCCAUACGGAGGGGGCGCUGGCUGGGGCCGAUGAGGCGAAGGAGGUCAAGACGCCGAUUAAAGAGGAGAAGGAGAAAGAGAAUGGGGAACAGAGACGCAGCCCCCGCGAGAACAAGUGGAUGUCGCCGGCGGGCAGCUGCGGCGCGCGCGCCCGCGUGCCGCGCGCCACGCGCCUGCGCGAGCACCGCAUGAGCAACAUGACCGUGUCCGUCACGCCCGCGCCCGCGCCCGCGCCGCCCACCACGCCCGUCGCCAGCAGCCCGGGGGCUCUGGACCCGCUAGCAAAAUACAUGUGCCGCGUCUGCGGACGAGGCGACAUCGAGGAACAAAUGCUGUUAUGCGACGGUUGUGACGACUCCUACCACACAUUCUGCCUCGUGCCUCCGCUCGCCAUUGUGCCCAAAGGCGACUGGCGUUGCCCCGUCUGCCUCGCAGAAGAGGUAUCGAAGCCGACGGAGGCGUUCGGAUUCGAGCAGGCGUCGCGAGAGUACACGCUGCAGCAGUUCGGAGAGAUGGCCGACCAGUUCAAGUCGGACUAUUUCAAUAUGCCCGUACAUAUGGUGCCAACCCCAACGGUAGAAAAGGAGUUCUGGCGGGUAGUUUCAUCGAUAGACGAAGACGUCACCGUUGAGUACGGCGCCGAUCUCCACUCUAUGGACCACGGAUCUGGAUUCCCUACAAAGUCAAGCGCACAUCUAUACCCCGGUGAACAGCAGUAUGCAGAGUCGAGCUGGAACCUGAACAACUUGCCCGUCCUGGAGGGCUCUGUGCUUGGACACAUCAACGCUGACAUAUCUGGAAUGAAGGUCCCAUGGCUGUACGUGGGCAUGUGUUUCGCGACGUUCUGCUGGCAUAACGAGGACCACUGGAGUUAUUCUAUCAAUUAUUUACAUUGGGGGGAGCCCAAGACUUGGUACGGCGUGCCAGGCUCGAAGGCCGAGCAGUUCGAGGCCGCCAUGAAAGCCGAAGCCCCCGAGCUGUUCCAACUGCAGCCAGAUCUGCUGCACCAGCUCGUCACCAUCAUGAACCCCAACAUACUCAUGCGAGCCGGCGUGCCCGUCUACAGGACUGACCAGCGCGCGGGCGAGUUCGUGAUAACGUUCCCUCGCGCGUACCACGCCGGCUUCAACCAGGGAUACAACUUCGCUGAAGCCGUCAACUUCACACCGGCUGACUGGCUAAAAAUGGGCCGCGAAUGCAUCGCACACUACUCGACCUUGCGUCGCUACUGCGUGUUCUCGCACGACGAGUUGGUGUGCAAGAUGGCGCUCUCACACGACGCGUUAAAUAUGAAUGUAGCUCUCGCCGCGUACAGAGACAUGAGGACCAUGCUCCACGACGAGAGGAGGCUUAGGAAGGCACUCCUGGACUGGGGCGUUACCUCAGCCGAGCGUGAAGCUUUUGAGCUGUUACCCGACGACGAGCGGCAGUGCGCGCUGUGCAAGACCACGUGCUUCCUCUCGUGCGUGACGUGCGCGUGCUCGCGCCGUGUGGCGUGCUUGCGGCACUACGACCAGCUGUGCGCCUGCCCGCCGAGGACGCACACCCUGAGAUAUCGAUACACCCUUGACGAGCUACCAGCGAUGCUAGAAAAACUCAAGAAGAAAUCAGAAAUAUUCCGAGAAUGGGCGGAAUCUGUACAGAACGCUCUGGACCCUGACACGCCCAAAACUUGCGACUUGGACGGCCUGAGGGCUCACCUUAGGAGGUCUACUGAACUUAAGAUGCACAAAACUGAGCUAGUCCGCGCACUAGAAACCGCCAUAGAGGAUGCCGAAAAAUGCGCCUCCGUGAUUCAGCAGUUAGAUCUCAACAAAAUGCGCACUAGGACCCGGCAUCAUGACCCCAAGUACAGAUUAUCAGUGCAAGAACUGACACUGUUCGCGCAAGAGAUUGACCAGCUAGCUUGCGUGCUACCUGAAGGAUCAGCAGUAAAGGAAGUCCUACGCCAGACCGCAGAGUUUGAAUCGCGCGCUACGGAACUGCUAAACAAGGAAUUGGACCAGACAGACCCUGGCUUUGUUAGAGAGGUCGAAGAGGUGGUAGAACUCGGCGUACGCCUCUGCAUUGUCCUACCGCAACUCGCGCCGCUGCAAAUGCGCCUGCAGCAAGUCAAGUUUCUCGAGGAGGUCCGGACUUACAGGGAAGACUACGCGACCUUGACCCCAGAGGUCAUCGACCGGCUGCUUCAGGAGUCGGAGAACGUGGUGCCGCAUCAUAAGAUUGAGACUGAACGGGCGUUGCUGUAUAAGCUUAAAGCGGAAGUGGAGGAAUGGGAGGAGCGCGCCCGCGCCGUGCUCAUCGACCCGUCGAAGCCGCCUCUAGACCCGCCGCAGCACACGACUCUCGCUGAAGUCCAAACUUUACUCGACGCAAGGGAAGACAUUGAAGCCGCCUUACCUUCAUACCACGCGCUCAGUCACGCCAAACAACAUGCACAUGACUGGCUUGUAAAGGUGGAAGAGAUGCAAUCAAAAGACUUAUACCCAUACAUGCACAGCGUAGAAGCUUUAGUGAAGCGCGGACAGCAAAUACCUCUAGCGUUAUAUGAGAAAGAUCAGUUGGCUGCGGCUUUAGCGUCCGCUAAGGAAUGGAAACGUGGGGCCGGAGAUAUGUUCUUAAAAAAGAACUGGGCGUACUCCCUGCUGGAGGCGCUGUCCCCGCGCACGGAGGCCACGCCGGGCCGCCGCCGCGCGCGCGCCGGCGCCGCCUCCCCGCAGCCCUCCUCCCUAGAGGCCGGCCUGUUCCUGCGCAACUUCAGCGAGGACUCCACGCCCACCGAGAUCGUCGCCGCCUUCAAGCACGCCGAGCAACGCGAGCUGGCCGCCGUCAAGGAGCUCAGGAAUAAGAACAUGCGCAAGGAAGUCCGCGCGCCCCCAAUGCCAGGGAUCGCGUUCUGCGUGUGCCAGAAGCGGCAGUACGGCGUCAUGACGCAGUGCGAGCUAUGCAAGGACUGGUUCCACGCCGCCUGCAUAACCGCCGCAAAAGAGGAACGCGCUGAAUCCGAAGAGCGAGACCUGCCGUUCCCGACGCCGGAACCGAAGUUUCUGUGUCCCGACUGUACGCGCACUCGUCGCCCGCGCCUGGACCGCAUCCUCGCGUUGCUGGUGUGGCUCCAAAAGUUGCAAGUGCGACUAGCAGAGGGAGAAGCACUGCAGUGUGUGACAGAGCGCGCGAUGGCGUGGCAGGACGCCGCGCGCGCCGCGCUGGCGCACCCCGCGCUAGCACAACUGCCCGUCGAGCGCGACCGCGCGGCUGCGAAUCGGGAAAAAUCGGACAAACUAAACGCAGAAUUGAAGAAAGCGACCGGCCGGGCGCAUGACCACUCAUCACAGAACGCAAGGUCGUCUGCAAGUGUGGAGCACGCGUACAGCGCGACGCCACGCUCGCCGGGCGCGCGCCUGGCUCCAGGGCUCCUACAGAAACUGGAGGACUUGAUGCUGGAAGGAGAUUUGCUUGAGGUUCAACUGGAGGAGCAGGCCCAGGUGUGGAGCGCGGUGAUGGCGGCGCGCGGCGCGUGCGGGCGGCGCGUGGCGCGCGUGCUGGACGCCGGGCGCCGCAAGCGCGCGCCACGCGCACCCUCGCGCCCGCACGCGCAGCUCAAGCGGGCGCGGGCACAUCCGCACGACGCCAGGAGGGGCGCCAGCGCCGGCGCCGGCAAGGGGGCCAAGCGGGGCUCGGCCACCACCACCAACUAUCUCAAUAGGAAACAGGGAAUUUCAUCCGGCUCGGGCCUUAUGAUGCGCAAGCACUACAUGGCGCGGCAGGAGCGCCGCAAGAACGCCGCGCGCGGCAAACUCGCGCGGCAUCCGAGGAUGGGACAACGUUCAGCACAAACUCGCGAGACGGGCGCGCGGCGCGCGGGUGGCGCCGCCUCGGGCGCGGGCGCGGGCGCCGGCGCCACCGCCACCGCCACCGCCAGCAGCAGCUCCUCGUCCGGCGACGACGACGACGAGCAGUGCGCCGCCUUCAACUGCCGCCGACCCACCGGCAAAGUGGACUGGGUGCAGUGCGACGGCGACUGCGACCAGUGGUUCCACAUGCACUGCGUGGGGCUGCAGCGCGCCGCCCUGCGCGACGACGACGAGUACAUCUGCGGCGCGUGCGCGGCGCGCCAGCUCGGCAAGCCGCGCAAGCCCAAGGGCAACGACGAGCGGUAAACAAACAAACAAACACACGACACGAGUCUAAACUAACAUUUUUUAAAUUUUCUGAACGGUUUAGUCCAGGGGUCGGCAACCUUUUAGCAGCCAAGGGCCACAUAGCAGUUAACGAAAUUGACGCGGGCCGCACUUUGAUAAUAUCUAUGACUUUAUCAAGUAUUGUCGUUUGUCAAAAUUACAUACAAAAUAGCCAGGGAGGCUCGCGGGCCGCAAGUGAGAGGUUCGCGGGCCACAUGCGGCCCGCGGGCCGCCUGUUGCCGACCCCUGGUUUAGUCAAUCCCGAAUUAGUCAAUGUGACGAUACCGUAAAAUAAAUUCUAAACGGUUACAAAUUAUACUUCGCGAGAUUUUUUCUGCGAUUUGCUCGAACGCGUUUUUACUAAAAUCAUUAAAUUAGAAGUCACAAGGGUAGACUUGUGACUUAUGAGAAAUUUGUAGAUUUUCUAAAAAGUCUCUUUCGGGCAAAUUAAAUGUGCCAUUUUCAACCAAAAGGGUACUUAUUGUCGCUUGUCAGCUUCAAUUAGAAAUCAACCUUAUCGACAAGCGACAAUGUGGUACCUUUUGGUUGAAAACGUCACAAAUAUAGAAUAAUUUUACGCUGUUGUGUGUCUGGUUUGUAAUGUGUCUUGUUGGGCACCAAUAUCAUAAUUGUAUGAUGAAAUGGAUGUUGAUUGCGCUGUCAAAACUAUUAGGUUUCCUGAUUUCAAUGUUUGAUUAAAAUUGACAAUUGUAACAUUUUAUGACAGAACGAUUGUCAGUUGACAAAACUGUGUGGCGCAAUCAAUAUUUAAAGUGUUAAUGAAAAGACUGUCAUAAUAUUAGAAUACGCGACAUCAUUUUAACGUAAUUAUCAUAUAGUUUAAAUUUUACCUGUUGCAAAAAAGCCAAUUUAAUGAAGAAGAAAAAAACUAUAGCGUCAAAAAUUACGUAUGAUGGAGUUAAACAUUGUUAAUACUGAUUGACAACCAUUUUAAUGUGAUUAUUAAGAGGGGGCGUAAAUCCAGGAAAUUAGAAGGGGAUAAGAGAUAUGGCGCACCGCGCGAAACUCGCUGCGGGAUAAAUGACUAUCGCGCGGAUGUUUAAAAUUUUGCUCGUCAGAUCCCUCGGUAAUGUCACUAGCAAUUUUUUACUAUAGUUCGUUUUUUUAGCAUUAGAAAGAAGGUAAGCGAUCUUGACGCACAUCUUUUUAUUAAUAAUCACUUUUGAAUAAUAAGUCACAGCAAAUAUGUUACAAUUAUCCUUUGCUUUCAUAAUAUAACCUAAUUUUGAAAAAGCGUUUUUCAAUAUUUUUCAAUAAAAAAACACGUCAAGACUGUUUACCUUUUUUUAAUGCUAAAAAACUAAUUAUAAAAUUAUCAUCAUCAUCAUCAUCAUAUCAGCCCUUUAUCGCCCACUGCUGAGCAUAGGCCUCUCUUCCAGUACGCCACUUGUCACGGUCCUGAGCUAAUCUCAUCCAGAAGUGAAUUAUACUGCAAUGGAAUGCAGAGUAACGAUAUACAACUGAAAUUUAGACAUGUUUUCGUGAUUUUUUUCUAUCAAGCCAACUUUAAGGUUUUGGUCAGUCUGCCCUUGCGAAUAAAGUUUACUUUCCGGGAUUUUUUUUUUCAUGGUAUUUGCCCCCCAAACUUUCGCAAUAAACCCCCUCUUAAAAAGACAUAUGAUGAUCUUUUCUCUAUGACUAUAAACAUAAUGAUGAGGUCACUGAACCCUAAAUAGAUGAUAAAAACGCAGGAACUUGUUUGUUGUUUAAAACUUUGAAUUAUACACCUCUUGGUUUCAAAAUAAUCAACACAAGAUUGCCGAAGCCUAAGAUCAUAUACAGAUAUAACUAAAUGUAAAUGAAACUAAUGUAAUAUUAGAACUGUCGGUAUAUAGAAUACACCACCUUUUUAUAUUGUACCCGUAUGUUGAAUCGACUUAUGUGAAUGUGAAACUUACAGUCGAGAUAUACUAUGAGAAAGAACAAAUUAUUUAUCUUCAAUUGCAAUGGACUAGUUUUAUUAAUUAUUUAUAAAAUUACAUUAGAUUGUGAGUAUUUAAGGGCGGUAUUCCACUUGUCCAAUAUUUUAUCAAAUGUGCAUUGCGAUUUGCGUCUCACUCUCAUAUAACUUGAAUCUUCUCAAAUGAUUUUUACGCCAAAGACCCUAAUUUAUUAAACAAAAGGAGCGUUCCACGAAAUUGUCUACCGUACGAACGCGAAUUUUCUCAGGAUUUGCAGGUAUAAGAGUUUCCUUUUCUGUGACAAAUGGUCAAAAAUAUGCACAGAAAAAUAAUCAUCUGCUUUAAACGCCGAAAAAAAAGUCGCAGUUUGUACGGGACAGCCCGUGGAAUGCUCCAAAAGCCAUUGUUUCUUAUGCGCGUGGCCAUCCUGUCUCAGCGCGUGGCACUCGUUCAGGCACAAUGGCCACGCGCUCAUACAAAAGAAACAAUGGCUUUUGUUUACCCGGUUUUUGGCGUAAAAAUCGUUUGAGAAGAUUCAAACUAUACCACCCUAAAAUACUUCGCCCUCCGGAAUGCGCCAAGGGAUUUUAGACCGUAUCCCUACGGGGACAAAUAAGGUUUUGUUCUUCUAAGAUCUUGUUCAAAUAACGAAAUAUGUGUGAGCUUAUUGUCCGUAGAAAGUGUAGAAACGGGGAACAUUACUGGUGUUUCUUAAAAUCUUAACCGAUUUCAGGAUUUCAAAAGGAGGAGGUUCUCAAUUCGGUUGAAUGUUUUUUUAUGUUUGUUUCUCCGUCGUUUCUCGACCGAUUUUGGAAAAUUAUUUUAUCGAUUUAAAGUGUAUACAUUCAGAUUUGUCUCAUUUUUAUUAACUCCCAGUUCUGAUGAAGGGAUUUAUUUUUAAUAAAUUACCGAUUUUCUUUUAUUUCACGAAAAGCGAUUGGUAAAUAUCUAAUAUUUUUUCUGCAAGUUACAAUAAAUUGUUAGCGGGGUUUUGGUAUGAAAGUCGCACGCCUUACCGUUAGGCCACCGACGCUUCAAUAAUUUUUUUUACAAAUGAAAUUUAUUCAUAGAUUUUAUCUAUAAAAUUCAUAUAAUAUGACAUUUAAUUUUAAUUGAAACCCUUACUCCGAUUUCGUCAAAACCAUAAUUGAACUAUACUAGAACCCGUCUAAGCUAACUCUGCCUGCACCGACUUGGCAAGCGACAGAGUGAGAUAGUGUCGCCAUAAAUUAAAUUCUUAUGAAAAUAUGACGUUUAUAUAACGGCGCUGCCACCCUAAGGUCCCUGCCAAGUUGGUGCAGUUAGCUCAGACAGGCUCUAGACAUCCUAUUGCCGGUAACAUGUCCCCGAGUAGAAAUAUCAACGGUGUUACUUUCGAUGUCAUAGAUAUACUGGAAUUUAUUGGAUGUUGUUUAUUCGUCCGUGCUCCUGUCCGUACUAUAAACGGGAAAAUAAUCAUCUUCAUAUUAGAGAGCCCACACUAGCGUCGGCGUCUAGUCAGACGUUGAAGAGACGUUGGCAAGACACGAAAUAAGAAAUAAGCUAUUUGGCGGGCAACCUGCACAAACUCAUUUGGCGGGCAACCUGCACAAACUCAUUUGGCGGGCGACCUGCACAAACUCAUUUGGCGGGCGACCUGCACAAACUCAUUUGGCGGGCGACCUGCACAAACUCAUUUGGCGAGCAACCUGCACAAACUUAUUUGGCGGGCGACCUGCAUUAACUCAUUUGGCGGGCAAUCUGCACAAACUCACUUGGCGGGCAACCUGCACAUACUUCAUUUGGCGGGCAACCUGCACAAACUUCAUUUGGCGGGCAACCUGCACAAACUCAUUUGGCGGGCAACCUACACAAACUCACUUGGCGGGCAACCUGCACAAACUCAUUUGGCGGGCGACCUGCACAAACUCAUUUGGCGGGCAACCUGCACAAACUGAAAGUCCACCCCUCGCACGAAGAAUAAAUAAACGUUGAAUACGUCCCUGCCCUUUGUAAAUACCGCCUGUCGCUACUACCGAUUGAAUGAUUUAGUGCCAGUUGCACCUUCCGCACUUGGCAGACUGAUCAACGUCACCCGGCGCGCCGCGGCGGUUUACUAUGAAACUUUUCAUACAAUAAAAUUUAGCGGACUCUUUAACGAUGACAAACAGUUUGGUGCAACCGACUCUUAGUAAGGUCUUCGGACCGUUACGCGGUGGCUUCACGGUAUCGUUUUUGAAAAGUGUACUGAAACAAUGUGAGGUUGAUUGUACUGAAACAAUAUGAAGAUGAUUUAAAUUUCUCUAUUUCCUAUCCAAGACAUUUUGAUGUUAUAUCAAUAUUCGAUGGAAGAUCUGAUUAUAGUGAAAUAUAGCUACUGUUUUUUUUCUGUCAGCUAAGAGACAGGGCAAGGAGUGUGAUUUUAUAAAAGGUAUGGAAAUGGUGACAGAAGUAAGUAAUUUUCAGGACAGUCAAGAAACUUUCAUGUGUCAAGUUAGUAAACCUACAUUUAGUAAGUUCUCAAAAUUACUUACUUCUAUCGUUUUAUUAUUAGAACGGUCUUAGGAAUUUACUAAAACAUUAUAUUAAAUUCUAAAUACGCACUCGCGAAGUGCAAGCGAUAGACAAAAAUUAACGAUUAUUAAAAAAAAAUUGUAAAUAUUUUUUUAAGAGUAAAACAAUUCUAGACGAUUUUUUAAAAUGAAUUGGUACAUUUUUGGAAAUUAAAGAGGUUUGUGCGUGUUUGUAAAGUUCGCCCUCGUUGAAGCGGUUUGAUGUACUUUGAAUUUCCCCCGCUAGGGGGCGGUGUGUCAUUUCGAAAAAAUAUACUUGUGUAAAAUAAAAAGGCCUAGAAGGCUAGGGCUACUUCUUUGUUGUUACCUUUUAGUAUAUUUCGCUCGUUUAUUGAAAAAGCGACUGAUAUGGAGAUGUUUUUGACCUCAGUUUUGGCAGGUACUGCACUCCCGCAGAUCGGCCUCCGGCCUCGCAUGCUUGGGUAUACCUGUGGGAACGUUGGAACUAGCUUUCUAGGCCUUAUUAUUCAUAUUUUUUCUAAUUCAGUCCCGACCAGUCCCAAUGUUUCGCGUCUUAGAAACAAAUUAACGAUUUUCAACUCUAUUCCCUACAUGGAAAGGUUUAAAUUUGAUAAUCCGUUUCUAAAAGCGUCCUUAUGCCCUCGCUUCACGCGUCAACACGCACACAAUUACUUACUUUUAUAUGCAUGAUGCUCAAUUUUAGACUAGCUUUUUUUUACAACUAGUUUCGGACAAGUCUAAAGUUGUUUUUUUUUUAUAUGUUUGUAUGAUUACUAAAAUACAAAAUUAUUUCCUUGGCCACAAAUCUAGAUAACAGUUUUUGCUUCGAUCAAUUAAUAUAUUUUUAUUUAUAGAAACCCUUAUAAUUGCCAAUAGAAUACAUAAACAACCCAUCUCAUCCGAGUUCAUUUAUCGGUCCGAAUCGCUAGACGAGGUCCUAUAUACUUCGAGGAUAAAAUGGCCAUUUUACUUUUAUACACUAGGACGUAACAUAAAUUUUAAACAACCUACACACAUCUAUAAAGAACGUAGUUACAUGAGAAGUACUAAGUAUUUUUUUAUACUGACUUAUUGACAUAGAUUUUACGAUUUCUUUAAAACUUAGGCAACAUCUUAUUACGUUUAGAUUUUAUAUAGUCAUGUUGACUCGUGUAUCGUAGGCCGCCAGUAUUGCUCGAUGGAUCUUGGAUUUUGCUCUAAAAGUUGUACCUACAUGUUAAGGUUAGAGACCAACUCUAAAUAAUUUAAUUAAAAUAAGAACACAUUAGACAUGAAAUUUUAAACGAAGAUCUCAAAUGGUGAUAAAAAAAAAAUAUCUUAAUUUGACAUCCAGAAGUUUUCCAGCUAUUGAUAUGGUAUAACAUAUUCGGACUCAAUAUUUAAAUUCCGAUUUUCAAAACAAGUCCCUUACGACUGUCUUUAGUCUUAUUAUUUGUGACGUUUUCAACCAAAAGGUACCACAUUGUCGCUUAUCGAUAAGGUUGAUUUCAAAUUAAAGCUAUAUGGAAAUAGCGCCUUAUUGACAACCGACAAUAAGAACCCUUUUGAUUGAGAAUGGCACAUUACUUUCAGUAGCAAUCCUAGAAAUCAUUGGGCAGUACUGAAAAGGAUCGGACGGUAACACUCGCCAUUUUUUAAACAAUAACUACGCGUUAUGGUGUAUUCAUACGUGUUCGAUAUUUGGUUUUAAUUCCGCGUGAAUGUACCGUAAGGGCCACCCCACACUAGCGUCUCCUAAGCGUCAGCGUCAAGUUAAUUCUAUGGCUGCUGCUCGACGCAACGUUGGCGCAACUACGCAGCGACACAGGGCGGACACGCUAUACAUCAAAAAUCACCUGCGUUUCUAUGUGUGAACGGCACGUCUGUACACGCGUCAUGCUUCAUAGUGUGAGUAAGUUGCUUAAAAAUAGUACUGAGCGGCCGGCAAACGGCCGUCAAUCUGCUGUCGCGGGGCGAGGUAAUUGAUUCGGGGCGGGGCGGUGCGUGGCCGUUCUGUAUGAUAAUACUAUUACUUAUUCUGUGGCAGCGACGCCAUUUCCCAUAGCGCUGACUAGACGUCGACGCUUGGAAAACGCUAGUAUUUGGUGGAUCUGAGUGAGUACAGGCCAGUCCUUUCACGAGGGAUACUGUGUUCUUAUAGCAUAAGGUCGACUUUUCGACGGACGUGUACAUAAUGUUACUGUAAUCGAUGUAUAUUAAGGCGAUGUUCGCUUAGUUUUAAGAGCUUGCGCCCUCGCGCCUUAACUGAAUGUAAGCAAAUUUUUUAUUAGCUAUAUUUCUUUUUGUUUAAUAAAUACAUUUGGCAAAUUUUAUAAUUAUUGCGUAACUGAGCAAGCUUUGGUAAAUGGACCCCGGUAUGUUUUAAAUAUUGUAAUUGUUUUCGUGGAUGAUAAAAUGAAGGUAUUGUCUGUUCCGAUAAUAAAAUUACCGCCUAAAUAUGAAACUGAUAAUAUGUCUGAACAGUACUUUUUUUUUAUCAUCCAUGUUUCGAUGCUGGUUUUACACAUUUGUUAUUUUGUCAGAAUAUUAAGUCAUUCAAAACUUUUUUUUAAAAUAUUAUUGUGAUUAUCGUAAAUCUAAGAUACUAUCGCUGUUAAUAGUUAAUGUGUCUUUUUACACUAGGUAAUAAAUGUGACGUUUUCAACCAAAAGGUACCACAUUGUCGCUUGUUGAUAAGGUUGAUUUCUAAUUGAAGCUAUAUGGAAAUAGCGCCUUACUGACAAGCGACAAUAAGUACCCUUUUGGUUGAAUAUGGCACAAAUAAUGUUGAUAACUUCGACAAAAAUUGGACAACAUUUUAAUAUUACUUUCAAUUUUUAGACAAAUUGGCGUAAAACAAAUAAGAUUAGCGUACGAAUGUGUAAACCCACCAUUACAUAACAAGCCUAGUCUAAUGAAAUUCACGGUCUUUUUGACAUUUGACCAAUAUUUUAACUGUGAAGAUGAAAUUGUUGAACAGUUUUGAACCUUGAGGCGUAUGAAAUAAAGUUUGCGUUGGCCAUUGUGUUAGUCUCGUAUUUAUGUUUUGGAUUGUUAUUAGUUAGCAUAGCGCGACUUGGAUGAUGACGAUGGAUAAAAUAGUAUUUAUAAACAUGAAUUAUCAUUCUAUUAUGAAACUACACAUUAGGGAUAUAAACAUGAAAUCUACUAUUAGGAAAGUUAAUUUUGACUAAACAAAACAGAACACUAACACAACACAAGGCAUUAAGUCCGCCAUUUGUACUUAUUUUUUUGUGUAAAAAAGUUUAAAAAAAUAAAUAAAUAAACACAACUAAAGAAAUAACAAAACGAAAAAAAAAAAAACAGCAUGUUAACUUGAAAUUACGAUACUGAACAAGAUGCGGUGUUAUUGUUAAAAAUGCUCUCUUCUAGACAACGAUUCUAGACUCUAUUGCACAUCUCGAUGAAAGAAAAGAAAACAGAAACACAAGCAGAGGUAACAACAGGCUGUCUUCUCGCUUAAAAGCGAUCUCAUUAGGGCAACCUUUAGGUAGCAUAAAUUAUACAACAUUUGUAAUUAAAGUAUAAGUACGUCCUGCCCUGAGAUACCCGCAAUUCAGUUCGUGGUUUGCUAUCGCGUUGCUGCGUCACUUGCAACAUGAAUGAUUUGGCAAUUACGGCCAUGUGUAUCGUUGUCAUAACAUUCUUAAUAAUAACAGGAACAUAUUGUCGAAUAGCCCUUUUUUAGGGUUCCGUACCCAAAGGGUAAAAACGGGACCCUAUAAGUAAGACUCCGCUGUCCGUCUGUCUGUCUGUCUGUCACCAGGCUGUAUCUCAUGAACCGUGAUAGCUAGACAGUUGAAAUUUUCACAGAUGAUGUAUUUCUGUUGCCGCUAUAAAUCAUAUAAAUGUAUUUGUGUCAUAUAAAUGUAUUUGCAUGCAUUAUACUAUGUUUUAUGUGCAAAUAAACGAUUGAUUGAUUGAUAACAACAAAUACAAAAAAGUACGGAACCCUCGGUGCGCGAAUCCGACUCGCACUUGGUCGGUUUUUUUCUUUAAGGCGUUACAAAGUUAUCCAUAUUUUCUCUUCUCGACUUCGCGCAAUGCUUUAAAACGACAAUUUAAGGGUACGUAUUAUAACUUUCUUCGUGUAGUUUCAUAAUUAUUUAAAAAAAUACUCUCAAAAUCCAUCAGCGGCGGUAGCACGGCCGCAUUUUUAUCGCUUGUCACCAUGCCUGUGACGUUCUAACAAGUAAGGGCGAAAGUGACGAGCGAUAAAAAUGGAACCAUGCUGAGCCCGCUGGUCACCUUCCACGUUUUCGUACCGAAAUGGCUGUUAAAAUAAAUAUUAAGUUCAUGCCUUUUUACGCAAUCGUUGACUAUCUACCGGCUAUCGAGAGUCCGCAUCUUAGUCGAAUGAACAUAAAUUGGAUUUUAUUUUUUUACAUGAUCAGAGCGUCUAUCGCGAACAACGAAAAUCUAAAAUCGUUAUCUGACUCUAUUGCUCGAAUAUGAGCGAUAGAGAUGCAGAUAACGGUUUUCGAUGUUGGCAGUAGGCCCUCAGAACCUGUGUGUCGAUGAGAUUGAAAUUAUACAUAAAAUAUCGUGCUUUUAUCAUUUGUCAUCGUGGUAGUGACUAUCAACGUACACUGUGAGUUCUGAGUGACGCGUGACGUGAUAAACGAUAUAAGUGCUCGAAAUUAAACUAUCGUGAGACAUAUUUCAAAAUAUUUAGAUCAAUACGGUUUCACUCACUAUUAUUUUUAGUCGCUAGUGAAAAACCGUAUUGAUCUAAAUAUUUUGAUAUAAGUGCUAUUAUACAAUCAUACAUUCGUAGAAUUUUUUGGAAAUAGCAAGAGUAUAGGCUUCAGUCCGUUCUCCCGAUAGAGUAUAUUUUAUUAUCUUGAGGCACAUUUAGAAACAGAUCAAUUUGAUAUCAAUAUCAGUUUCUGAAUAUGCUGUUUUUGUGUCCGAGCUAUGUAUGGAUCUGUAUUGUCGCGUGCUUUUUUACGCCAUUUGAGUUAAGCUUCUGAGGAUAUAUGUAAGGGUGGUAUUCCAACUGUCAAAUUUCUUUGUCCAAUGUGCAUUGUGUCUCACUCUCUCAUUAAGCAAAAUGUGAGACGCAAAUUCACACUGGACCAAGAUAUUGGACAGAUAGAAUGCCAUCCUACGGCUUGUUUUUCUGACGGUCAAUACGGCGGCAGCUAGCUCUAUUAGAAAUGAAUUUAAAUAGGCAAUGAUCACAUCCAUAAGUGUAUUCCGUAUUUCGUUUCGGCUGAUUUAUUUCAAGAAAACAACCAUAUUAUGACUUAAUUGACCAGAUGAAAAAGUCGUUACAACCAUCUCAAAUAUCAAGAUUCAACCUUCAAAUGGUUUAACAUUAUAAAAGGUUAUAGACUAUUUUUAUUAAAAGUACAAUAAUAGAAAAUACCUCUCUGAAUUACUAAUCUCAAGGAGUAAGGUAGGUAGGAGGAGGAGGUAAAGGCUGCGUUUCCACCAGAGAUGUGCGAGGAUGCGUAUCCAGGGAUGUGCUUGUUAAGAACCAAUAGAAUCACUUCCAUUUGUUUUCCUCGCUCAGCGUGUAGUGAUUCUAUAGGUUCUUAACAUACACAUCCCUCUCAACGCAUCCUUGUACAGUCAAGGGCAUAAAUAUAUAUACAUUCCCAAAGUUACAAAAAUAUGUGUACGCUCUUACACCUUAGACAAUAAAGUCGUGUUCACAUAUUUUUUAACCAUUUGUCUGGAUCGAUAUUUUUGCCUUCGACUGUACAUCUCUGGUGGAAACGCAACCUUACAGCUCUUAAUGAAGUCGAUAAUUUAUUGUACUUCCAAGAUGGUUUUAAACAAAGUGUUAUUCGAUACAGUGUUUUGCUGUGAACCAUUCUAUGGAAUUGUUCUCUUUAAGUGGAUUAGCCAACACGAACGAAAUACUAUAGAUAUUUACGUCUGACGUUAGGACCUGACCGUCAAAAAAAACAGUCUAAACCUUAUGUUGUACAGUAGUUAAGUGGAUGUCAUCUAUCGUGCAACUAUACAGGCCGGAAGUGCCGUCAUAUUUGUAUUUUAAAGUUUAGUCAACGGCGGCGCCUAUAGCUCCCUAUGGUUGGACGGAUAGACUAAUAUCAUGUACCAAAUAAUAUAGAAAAUUAUAGAAAAAUA
Cydia strobilella is the source of this 15656-nucleotide messenger RNA. It is a transcript of the gene Kdm5, whose product is annotated as lysine-specific demethylase 5-like. Gene Ontology annotation, cellular component: chromatin; nucleus. The record is from RefSeq and is a predicted model, not a curated record. Bases 212 to 5101 code for a protein of 1629 amino acids. The transcript is spliced from 31 exons. Gene Ontology annotation, molecular function: DNA binding; histone H3K4me/H3K4me2/H3K4me3 demethylase activity. Gene Ontology annotation, biological process: chromatin remodeling; regulation of DNA-templated transcription. Lineage: Eukaryota; Metazoa; Arthropoda; Insecta; Lepidoptera; Tortricidae.